CAGGAACCCUCGUUUCAUGCCUUGCUCCAAAAGCAAGCCGUUUAGGGCGAGGGAAAGGCUGCUGGCCCUGGAGGAAGGAGCUGAGCUCCAUUCUGCCUCAGCUGUCAGCCAGGCUCUGCGAGGGAUGAGUAGGCAUUUCCCUGUGAGGGUGCUGGGGAGCCUGGUGAGAAGGUGAUUGUGUCACAUCUUGUGUCCUGACGCCUUCUGUGACACCGGUACUAGAAAACCUGCAAGCGACACUCGCAUGACACACGUCUCUGCUGUUAUAGUACUGGAACUUCCCAAAGAGCUGUCGGAGAUGUUUGAUCCAACAAGAGAAUGUAUGAACUCUGAGCUGCUGGAAGAGCUGAUGUCGUCCGAAGUGUUUGCUCCCUUGCUCCGCCUCUCCCCUCCACCUGGAGAUCACGACUACAUCUAUAACCUGGAUGAGAGUGAAGGCGUCUGUGACCUCUUUGACGUGCCUGUCCUCAACCUCUGACUUCUCAGUGCAGCUGCGAGCCUCGCAAACACAGACCGUUUUGUAACUCUUUGGAAAGUGUCUAUUUUUGGAUUCCUUUUGUGUUAGAGCUCAAUGAGCGAGCGAUUCAGAGAUGCUCUCCUAUGGACUCAGAACCAAGAGAUGUGGACUUGCAGGCCGGGAGCCUCCCCGUAGCUUCUUCCUCUUCCUCUGUUGCACGUGCAACUCGCCCUGCCUCAUCUCUCUCUCCACUGGAUCCUGGGCCUCACUUCAAAGGGUCUGUGUUUUGAGUGUUCCCAGUUCACCCGCAGAGUUUGUCCAUGUGCCUCUCUGAGCUUCCUCAAAUCUGCAUGCCUUGGUUUUUCCUGCACUCCUAGAGGCACUUUGCACCUCCUAGGUACCAGCUGCUACAAGGAGCCCUCAAUAUCAUGGUCGGUUCGCAAGCCCGGAGGUAGUUAGCUAGAUGUUUCAAUGCAAGCAGUUCAGAUUGGGGCAGUUAUAUCUCUGAAUGACAAUGGGGUGGGGGGUGGGGGGGAAAUAUGGCACCAAAGUGUCCAUUUCUUCCAGUGACCCCAGACCAAGCUGGUAUGUUUUACAAGAAAAAGCACUUUUUUUUAGCCAGCUGUGCCUCCUAGUGGGACUUGGGAAUCGAGCAUUCCUAGUAGGACCCAGGAGCUGUCUUUCCCUGCUUGUGCAUCGGCAGGGAUGCUGGUUCUGCGUUCACCACUCUGUUGGUGUGUGAGCCCAGGGGCUCCAGCUCCUUGUACAGCAGCUGUGCUGUUUCUACAGGGCUAAAGAAUAGGUGCCAGUAUGGGGUUUUUUUUUAAUUUGUAUUUGUUUUUUGCCUGAGUGAAGAGAUGUUAGAAAGGAUAAGACUGCUCCAGCUGGUGCCUGUAAGGUACUCCAGGUACAUCAGAGCCUGCUCAUAUUUGCAAGUAAGCUGUCUUCUCCAACCAUUGCACUUGAGCCUUCAACUGUCUGAAAGGCGACCAAGCAGUAACAAUUCAGUAGUAGUUUGCCGUGACAAGUUAUGUAGGUGGUGUCGAAAUAGUGCUUUUCUCCCCCCUUUUUCUCUCAUAGCGUCUGCUCAGGAUCAGUCUUUUGUGUAUUUGAAUUUGCUUCUCUCGGUGUCCAUACCCAUGCUCCCAAUCCUGAUCCUGUGGGCAGGUCGCUACCCAGCGUGAUGCUUUCUCUGCAUCAUUUUUCCACAAGAUUUUCUUCAUUGCUUUGUAAUGGAAGGUCUGCUGUUAGGUUCGUUAUGGUGAUCAGGUGGUACCAGUCUGGGACCCUGGUGCAUUUUAGUUGGAGUAAAAACGCCCUGAUGGAUUUGUGCUGUAUUUUGCAAGCCCGAACUUUGGUUUUCGGUCAGAUCCUGUAUUUGAGUGUCUUCAGUUUUUGCACAUCCUCCUGCCAACGUGGUGAUGGCAGUUGUCCUGCCUUUCCUGCUCCGCAAGCUGCCAAAGAGGGGGCCAGGCCAGGAGCGUGGCUGGCUGGAGCAGAGAGGUGGCUUGCAGCCAUCCACAUAACCAGCUGAUGUUUGAGUCCUCCACUUAACUGCUCAACGCCUGCGACGCACGCAACCCGCUGGAACACCGGCAAUAAGGCAUGUAAAAUCUUCAAUUCUUGGAGCCCACAGAGGUGGGAAGUCCCGCAUCCCCGAGGUGGCUCCUCGGGCCAUCCUGUUCUGUGCAGGACUCCUCCAGAAGAGCUGCUCCUCUCCGCAGCCCCGAAGCACUGGCAUCUUCUUUGGGACAAACAUGGAGAAGUCAGGAGGAACACGGGGACGCUCUCUAGUUUGGCAGCGGGCACCUGCUGGUGGCGAGGGACCCUGCGGGGGGUGAACUUCCAGCCCGCAUGCAGCCAGUCCCUCCACCAUCCCUCCUUGGCAUGGAAGCUGACCCAGCACCCUCGGUCCUGUGCGCGCGUUAGCUAGGCUCCGUGGCUUUGGUGUAGCUUGAGCUCCCUGUGUACUGCCUGGCCCUCGCCCUCCUUCCAAGUGUUCGUGAUCACCACCGGUUAGACAACCUUUGGAAAAGGAUACCUAGAGAAAAACCUUACAGUCACAAAUGAACUUUUGAUUCAUAUAUAAAGAUUAUUUUUAUACUUUUUUUGCAAGGAAAGAAAAUUGCCUGUAAUAUUUG
Molecule: messenger RNA, 2598 nt
Organism: Egretta garzetta (little egret)
Lineage: Eukaryota; Metazoa; Chordata; Aves; Pelecaniformes; Ardeidae
Product: transcription factor E2F4
Exons: 4
Coding region: 245-478 (77 amino acids)
Source: RefSeq, a predicted model, not a curated record